This is a messenger RNA of Acomys russatus (golden spiny mouse), 984 nucleotides long. It is a transcript of the gene Mrap, whose product is annotated as melanocortin 2 receptor accessory protein. The record is from RefSeq and is a predicted model, not a curated record. Gene Ontology annotation, molecular function: signaling receptor regulator activity; corticotropin hormone receptor binding; type 1 melanocortin receptor binding. The coding region runs from base 231 to 614 and encodes 127 amino acids. Gene Ontology annotation, biological process: regulation of adenylate cyclase-activating G protein-coupled receptor signaling pathway; protein localization to plasma membrane. Gene Ontology annotation, cellular component: plasma membrane; endoplasmic reticulum. The transcript has 3 exons. NCBI's taxonomy places the organism in Eukaryota, Metazoa, Chordata, Mammalia, Rodentia, Muridae.
CUCUAUGGAAUUUUCUCCAGGAGACGCAAGAACCAGAGGCCCUACAAGGGAACAGCCCCCUGACCUUCCAGCCAAGCAGCUCUGAUAAGUAGGCAGGCUCCAUGUCUGGAGACCCACAGACAGGUCUGGGUGAGUCUGACAGAAACUAGUUAAGCAAUCUCGUCCCUGGGACUCCGGGCUCAGCUCCGGAUAUGAGCCUCUGACAGACACUGGCCUCCACAGCCACAGUCAUGGCCAACAGGACCAACGCCUCUGUCCUGGACACCAGCUAUGAAUAUUACCUGGACUACAUGGACCUCAUUCCCGUGGACGAGAAGAAGCUGAAAGCCAACAAGUAUUCCAUCGUCAUUGCCUUUUGGGUGAGCCUGGCUACCUUCGUGGUGCUCCUCUUCCUCAUCCUGCUCUACAUGUCCUGGUCAGGCUCCCCACAGAUGAGGCACAGUCUCCAGCCCCACCAAAUAUGUCCAUGGAGUCACAGCCUCAACCCCUCCUUCUGCCUCCGGAGGGCCUCCCCGCAGACAACAGAGGAGCCAGCAAGUAGAACUGGCACUGACCAAUGUUUACAGCAGGAGGGUUCCUCCUCCUCACCCCCUGCACCCCUGGAUCUCCCCUAGGACCACAGUUAGGAUGGGGAUCCCCAGGGCAUCAGCUGACUUCAGGAACGAGUGACCUGUAGUGGUAAGCCUGGAGACAGAACUUCUCAACUGUAGAACUGACGUUAGUGAGCCAGGCACGGCCAAAUGAACUGCUGAACUCAAACCAACCUGGACAGCCAUGUCUUUUAAAAGCCAUUUACAAUGGUCUUAAAUGUAGCAAGAAACUGACCAGGUCAAAACCAAGUCUACAAGGAGGACCAUUUCACAUGUUAAUAGUCGAGCUAGGAUGAAGAUGCCUUAGACAUAGAUGAUGUUGUUGAGCAUGCUUAACCUGCUUGCUGCUUACAUUUGUUUUGGGAUGCAGAGGAAAAUAAAAUAUGAAUUGGGA